CAGAAUUUAUUUGGGCUAUAUUUACUAUUAUAUAUAAAGGCCCGGCCCACAUCAAUACAAAUUUUGGCCCAACAACAAUUUAUAAUCUUAAGGUAAUAUUCAUAGCACCCCCAAUAAAAUCCAAACUCAAAAUUAAUAUAAUCUCGUAAUCACCUCAAAGUUUGACCAAAUUAAUUACGUUACCACCCCUAACAGGAAGGGGCCCCACCACGUGUCGUCAUCGUAAGGUCACAAUUAACUCACUAAACACACAUCCACCGUUGAUUCUCCCUACACCGCACUAUAUAGGUUUUGUUUGGGGGAGGGUCCCCCUUUUACUCUGCAUCACCCGUUAGAUAAAAAGUGGGUCCAAUUUUUAUUUUUUCCUCCACCAACAAAAUUAUACACAUGGCUUCAAUUCUCCCCCACCACCGCCACCGCCACCACCCCACCACCACCACCCACCACCAAAAUCUUGAAACCCGAAAUGAUGACGACGACGAUGAUGUCACCGCCCUCCCCGCCGACCCACUCCUCUCGAACGACUACACCAUCACCGCCGUCGGUCCGGCGGAGAACGACGGCGCAUCGCCACCUCCGUCGCAGCGUUGCAACGUCGUGGCACUUUUGAAGGACGAGCCGUCGGAGGGCUCCGUUCAGGAAGGUGGGAUCUCGAAUCCUCCAGUGACGGCGAUGGUGGUUGCUCCGCCGAAGAGGUCGAGCAAGGACCGGCACACGAAGGUGGAGGGCCGCGGCCGCAGGAUACGGAUGCCGGCGGCGUGCGCAGCUCGUAUAUUCCAACUGACGCGGGAGCUCGGCCACAAAUCCGACGGCGAGACCAUUCGCUGGCUACUCGAGCGGGCUGAGCCGGCCAUCAUCGAAGCCACCGGCACAGGCACCGUACCCGCGAUAGCUGUCUCCGUGAACGGCACGCUGAAAAUCCCGACAACCCCCACCUCCGCCGCCGCCGCCGCCGCCGCAUCCGGCCCGGAAACUCCAAGGAAGCGGAGGAAAAGGGCUUCGAACAGCGAGUUUUACGACGGUAACGGUAACGAUGCUUCCAGUUUCGCCCCCGUGGCCCCCAUUACACCACAAGGACUGGUUCCGGUAUUUCCCAGUGGAACUUUUUUCAUGAUCCCACCUUCCGCCGGAGCCGCCGCAGUUACCGCGGCGGGGCCGUCGAGCCAGCCGCAGUUCUGGGCCAUACCGGCCACCGCAACCCCGGUUUACAACGUCUCGGGGAGGCCGAUAUCUAAUUUCAUGAGUUUCGGCGUUCCCACCGGCGGCGGAAACGGUGAGGCUGAGAUGGGAGCAAACAAAAGUAGUUGCAGUAGCGACAAAAUAGGAGCAACGACAAUGGCAGCCAGUUCAAUUUCUACGGUGGGUACUACAGAAGUAGCGGCAGGUACAAGAAAUUCGACGCAGAUGCUUAGGGAUUUUUCUUUAGAGGUUUACGAGAAGAGGGAGCUUCAGUUUAUGGUGGGUUCUGCCGCAGGGAAUCACGACCAAACCCCAUCCCCUGAAUCCUGAAUCAUAGAUUUAUGUGAACACAUCUCUGAAAUGAAAUUAGGGUUUUCGGCCAUAGAAUUUUGAGAUUUUUAAUAUUGAUUUGUCGUAUCAGAUUGUUUAACAGUGUAUUAGGCCUUUUCUUAUUUUUUAUGUUUUUUUUUAUUUUAAUUUAUAAUCUAGGCAUGCUUCAGAUUGUAAAUAACUUGACAUUUAGAGCAAUUGUUGAAUCCCAUUUUCCUGAUUUUUAGAAAAUCUAAUGUGAAAAAUGGCAAAUUAAAUUGAUGACUUUUUA
Molecule: messenger RNA, 1780 nt
Organism: Erythranthe guttata (spotted monkey flower)
Lineage: Eukaryota; Viridiplantae; Streptophyta; Magnoliopsida; Lamiales; Phrymaceae
Product: TCP family transcription factor
Cellular component (GO): nucleus
Molecular function (GO): sequence-specific DNA binding; DNA-binding transcription factor activity
Source: RefSeq, a predicted model, not a curated record